AAAUGCAGAGAACGAAUUCUGAGUAUGGUUCACCAUACUUAGCUGUAUGUCAUGUCACUGUCACAGGUGUAUAUAUAGAUACAGAUACAACAGCUACAAAAAAUACAUGUUGUAUGAAGAAUUGUACAGGAGUUCAGUUUAUGUUUUUCUUUUAAUUAUUAAAAAAAAUGUUAAAUUUACCCUGAUUUAAAAAACCCUCUCUCUAUAAUGACGCCACGCGCACUCGCGUCAUUUCCGGGUUCAGCACGCAAUCUGAUUUGCUACUGUAGUUUGUUCAGCAACAAAAACAAGCAGAGAGACUUAGAGAUCGCUCGGGUCGGAAAGAAGAAUGAACGUUCUGUGACUGGGUUCAUGUGAACCGGCAACCGGAGACUGAAACAUAACAUUGCACUUGUAAAGCUGAAAAGGCAAAAGGAAAGAUGGAGCUGGACAAUGAGGAUGAAAAAAGUCGCACUCUGGUUCAGGUCAUCAGUGAGAAGUACAACCCUGAUGACUUCCCAUACUGCCGUGGGCCUGGUGCUGGUGUUGUGAUCCGCACCAGUCCUCAGGGUUCUCCAAUCAAAGAUCGUGUAAAUCUGCCCAGCGUGCUGGUUCUGAAUAGCUGUGGAAUAAGUCACGCUGGAGAUGAGGAAGAAGUGGCGACAUUCUGCGCUCAUGUGAUGGAGUUGGACCUGUCUCAUAACCAGUUCAGAGACUGGGGAGAGAUCACUAAGAUUCUGUCUAACAUCCCUCAUCUGGACUUUCUCAAUCUGAGCAUGAAUCCUCUAAAGGGCUCCAGGAUAGAGCCCGGAGGUGCUGAAGCCUUCUCAAGUCUCCGCCGCCUCGUCCUCAACAACACACACAUCUCCUGGGACAUGGUGCACAUGCUCACAAAAGAUAUCCCAGAACUGGAGGAGCUCUUCCUGUGCCUGAAUGACUAUGAGUGUGUGAACUUGUCACGGGUUCCCUGCCCAUCGCUGCGCCUGCUGCACAUCACUGAUAAUCUGCUGCAGGACUGGGGCGAGGUGCGCAAGCUGGGCCUCCUGUACCCUAAUCUUACAUCGCUCAUCCUCGCUAAUAACUCUCUCUCCUCCAUCCGUGAGUCACAGGACUCCCUGCAGUGCCUGUUCCCGAACCUGCACAGUAUAAACCUGCACAACUCAGGUCUAAAUAGUUGGGAGGACAUUGAGAAGCUCAAUUUCUUCCCAAAGCUUUCGGAGGUUCGUUUAAUGGGCAUCCCUUUAUUGCAGCCUUACACUGACCAAGAGAGACGAUACCUUACUAUAGCGCACUUGCCUUCUGUGACUGUUCUGAAUGGAAGUGUGGUGACACCUGGAGAAAGAGAGGAUGCUGAACGCUUCUACAUCCGCUAUCACCUCAACUCUCCUGAGGAUGAGUUAUCAUGCAGGUUCCACAACCUUGUGGCCAAUUAUGGCCGCCUGGCACCACUGGCAGAGGUGGAUUUGCGUCCAUUGAGCUGUGCCCAGGUUGAGCUGCACUUUGGGGAUAACACCAAGCAGCUGGAGCUCCGGCUGGAUCAGACUGUAGCUGACCUCAAGAAGCAGCUCAAGCCUGUGGUGCAGCUGCCGGUCAAAAUGAUGCGUGUCUACUACAUUGACAGGCAGCUGGGUUAUGCGCUAGCACCUCAGGAGCUCAAGUAUGGAGCCCGAGCCCUCCAUUCCUACAGCAUACGGGAUGGAGAUAAGAUCCUUGUAGUGCCAAAGAGUCAGUAAAUAUAAAGUGAUAUGAUCACAGAGACAGUGCUUAAAAGAGAACAUUUAAAAAAGGAGAUAAAGAUUAAAGCCAGUGUAUAAUGAGAAAUUUCCCCACUGUGGGACGAAUAAAGGUAUACAGUGAGGAAAAUAAGUAUUUGAACACGCUGCCAUUUUACAAGUUCUCCCACUUAGAAAUCAUGGAAGGGUCUGAAAUUGUCAUCGUAGGUGCAUGUCCACUGUGAGAGACAUAAUCUAAAAAAAAAAUCCAGAAAUCACAAUGUAUGAUUUUUUAACUAUUUAUUUGUAUGAUACAGCCGCAAAUAAGUAUUUGAACACCUGAGAAAAUCAAUGUUAAUAUUUGGUACAGUAGCCUUUGUUUGCAAUUACAGAGGUCAAACGUUUCCUGUAGUUUUUCACCAGGUUUGCACACACUGCAGGAGGGAUUUUGGCCCACUCCUCCACACAGAUCUUCUCUAGAUCAGUCAGAUUUCUGGCCUGUCGCUGAGAAACACGGAGUUUGAGCUCCCUCCAAAGAUUCUCUAUUGGGUGGAGACUGGCUAGGCCACGCCAGAACCUUGAUAUGCUUCUUACAGAGCCACUCCUUGGUUAUCCUGGCUGUGUGCUUCGGGUCAUUGUCAUGUUGGAAGACCCAGCCUCGACCCAUCUUCAAUGCUCUGACUGAGGGAAGGAGGUUGUUCCCCAAAAUCUCGCAAUACAUGGCCCCGGUCAUCCUCUCCUUAAUACAGUGCAGUCGCCCUGUCCCAUGUGCAGAAAAACACCCCCAAAGCAUGAUGCUAUGGAAUUAUGACCAAAAAGUUCUAUUUUGGUCUCAUCUGACCACAUGACUUUCUCCCAUGACUCCUCUGGAUCAUCCAAAUGGUCAUUGGCAAACUGAAGAUGGGCCUGGACAUGUGCUGGUUUAAGCAGGGGAACCUUCCGUUCCAUGCAUGAUUUCAAACCAUGACGUCUUAGUGUAUUACCAACAGUAACCUUGGAAACGGUGGUCCCAGCUCUUUUCAGGUCAUUGAACAGCUCCCCCUGUGUAGUUCUGGGCUGAUUUCUCACCUUUCUUAGGAUCAUUGAGACCCCACGAGGUGAGAUCUUGCAUGGAGCCCCAGUCCGAGGGAGAUUGACGGUCAUGUUUAGCUUCUUCCAUUUUCUAAUGAUUGCUCCAACAGUGGACCUUUUUUCACCAAGCUGCUUGGUAAUUUCCGCGUAGCCCUUUCCAGCCUUGUGGAGGUGUACAGUUUUGUCUCUAGUGUCUUUGGACAGCUCUUUGGUCUUGGCCAUGUUUGUAGUUGGAUUCUUACUGAUUGUAUGGGGUGGACAGGUGUCUUUAUAGAGCUAACGACCUCAAACAGGUGCAUCUAAUUUAGGAUAAUAAAUGGAGUGGAGGUGGACAUUUUAAAGGCAGACUAACAGGUCUUUGAGGGUCAGAAUUCUAGCUGAUAGACAGGUGUUCAAAUACUUAUUUGCAGCUGUAUCAUACAAAUAAAUAGUUAAAAAAAUCAUAUAUUGUGAUUUCUGGAUUUUUUUUUUAGAUUACGUCUCUCACAGUGGACAUGCACCUAUGAUGACAAUUUCAGACCAUUCCAUGAUUUCCAAUUGGGAGAACUUGCAAAAUAGCAGGGUGUUCAAAUACUUAUUUUCCUCACUGUAUCUUAUACAAUUAGAUCAAAUCAGUUUAUAAAUCAGUCUUAUGGAACAUCAGAGAGAAAAAGGGCCUAAAAGUUGAACGUUUACUAUGUUCAACUUGGGAAAUCUAAUGCUGUCCAGCAGAAAUUAUUUCUAAAGAACUCUGAAUUGGGAUAUAAGCUCUUCUAUUCUUGUUACACUAUUACUUUUGAAGAUGUGAAAGUGGUGUAUUUUUUUAGAUGCACCACUGAUAACAGAUUUUAAAGGUUUUAACUCAUCCUGUUGAUAGUUUCUUGUGUUACGCAUACAAUAUGCAUAUCUGCUUGAGACUCUCAACAACAACAAAUCCAAUACAUUUUCAAAAUGUAUUUUAGCAUUUGUAAGGUGUACAACACAAACUAUUUUUAAAACACAAUCCUAUAAUACAGUCUCACACAUAGAUACAUAUAUCAGUGUAUACAAAAUUCACAAAGCUCUCAUUAUAAACACUUAUUUUAUAUUAAGAUCCAGUUAAUAAAUGCUUGCAUAGAGAUAUUGACAGAGUGAGUCUUAUAAGGUCUCAUGCUAUGAGCUACAGUUUUUCCUUAAACUUCAUUCCUGUAUGGCUCCCUGCUGCUUGGGUGGUUAAAGAAGGAAAUGCUGCCUUAGCCUUUCCUAGAGGUUAGCACUGUGUGAUGAAUGGAUCAGGACUGCCCUAGUCAACGGUGUGUUUGUGUUUGAUUGCUGCAGAACACACAGAUCUUCGGCUGGGGUAACACCGCCUCAGUCACACAGCCAGGACGGCUUUCUCCCUGCUUAGAUUACAAUAGGGUUACCCACCACACUGAAAGCUCUCUGGGUUCAUGUGUCUCUUCACAUGCAAUUCACAUCCUCAUGCCUAGCUUCCCUUAAUAAGACCACUUAAUGUUUGCAAUGGGGUGGAACUCAGCUUCACAUCACAUGGGAAACUUGUCACUUGAUAUUCAUUUGCCUGUGCAACCUUCCUUUCCCCCCCCCAUUUAUGCAGAGAUGCCUUUGAGGCUUUUUGAUGAUUACUGGUCCUCUUGGUCAGUUUCCUGUGUCAUGUUGUUGCACAAGUAAGACUUGAUAUGCCAAGUUAGUAUUUGUCAAAGUUGACUCACUCUGAAAAAUAGACGAGCAUGAAUAAAACUGCUGUCAUUUGGCUAGCAAACCAUCAGCAGUUGUAUUUUAUGUGCUAUUCGUGUAGAUUAUUUAUUAAGGUUAUUAAUAAGACAUAAUUAUAAUAUCCACAGUAUAUUUAGGAUUUUUUUAUUUUUUGUGAAGAAAAUAAGAGUUUAUUCAAAAUGCAUGUUUUAUGGGUUUAAUUUUAUGGUAUAAUUUUAUGUGCAACACAGAUUUCAAUGAAGUGAAUGUUUGUUUUUUAAAUGUACAAAAAUUGAACUUUUUCAUGUUUGUUUUCUUAAUAUGUAAUUUUUGAGGUGAAGCAUAUAGAGAAUUCAGGCUUUAUGUAGCCUUGUAUGUGUUGAAGAAGGCUAGACACAUGCAUUUGAGCCAAGUCAUGUGAUGAUACUGAUUUUUGUUACCAAAGGGAAUUUUACUUGUUUUCACAUGUAAUGCACAGCUGUAUAAAAAUUGAUGAACAAUAAUGAACGAACAGUACAUCAUUACUGCCAAUGGUGUCAUCUGUUUUAAAAUGAGGUUUUUCUAAUUUUAGGUAAUCUUAGGUUCUUCAUUUCUUGACCUUCUACCAAUUCCCAGCAAUGUGGCUCUAAUCCUGAACUGGUUUCUAGUGGUGCUUAAAUGGGCAGAUUGUAUGCUAUUCCAUAAUGCAUACAUUUAGUGUUAUAUUAUUACAUGCUUUGGACUUAGCAGCAUCAGGAUCAAUCAUUAUUGCUAUAUUACAUCCAAUGUGCAUUUUCUUCCCAAGGUAAACAGCUCAUUUGUGUAGUAUCUUACAAUUGUCCAAAUUAUGUCCUACCACUGCUCUUUGAGGUCUUUCUCAAAUAUUGUUCUCCCAGUCCUUUCAUUAUACAGUUUACCCCUUUAAUGAAGCUUGUUAGCUAAUUGGAUCAGUUUUAAUUCAGUCUCUGAUUGUUGAUUUUCUUUAUUCUGGAUAUUUUCACUGUGUUCCAAUCCUAAAGUGUUGAUUAGCUGUUGAAAAGGGAUUAAGUGCUAAUGUGUUACUGACAGGUCUGUUUAUUCUUGUGUCAUUGCUCAGUGUGCAACUGAAAUGUUCAUGAAUUUUGGUUCUGUUAUUUUGUAGCUGUUGUGUGUAAUAGACAUAGACCUUGAUAAAUACUUUAUGAUUUUUUUUCUACAGAUGCAAACAAAGAAAAACAAACAAUGCAGAAAGCUCUUAGUUGUAAGACCUCAAAUUAAUUCACUAGAGAAGCUGAUAUUAACCAGUGCAAAUUAAAGCAACAAAAUGA
Tachysurus fulvidraco (yellow catfish) is the source of this 5719-nucleotide messenger RNA. It is a transcript of the gene tbcelb, whose product is annotated as tubulin folding cofactor E-like b. Lineage: Eukaryota; Metazoa; Chordata; Actinopteri; Siluriformes; Bagridae. Bases 420 to 1712 code for a protein of 430 amino acids. Gene Ontology annotation, cellular component: nucleus. The record is from RefSeq and is a predicted model, not a curated record. The transcript has 9 exons. Gene Ontology annotation, molecular function: protein binding; RNA binding. Gene Ontology annotation, biological process: poly(A)+ mRNA export from nucleus.